GCCGGGAAAGGCAUACGUGGGAGAAGUCAGGUCCGGUGCUGCCGGGAUGGCCUCUCCGCGAGACAAAACCCUCAGCUCGUGUCAAGUUUCCCCGGGCAGCAGUCAGGCCUCAGCGGGGAGUGGAAGCUGACUCUCUGUCUGUGCCCCAGUGUUCCCGCUCUCCUGUGUGGUGCAGCAGUAUGCCUGGGGGAAGAUGGGCUCAGACAGCGAAGUGGCUCGGCUACUGGCCAGCAGUGACCCACUGGCCCGGAUCUCAGAGGACAAGCCGUAUGCGGAGCUGUGGAUGGGGGCCCACCCCCGGGGAGAUGCCAAGAUUCUUGACAGUCGCAUCUCUCAGAGGACCUUAGGCCAGUGGAUCGCUGAGAACCAGGACUGCUUGGGCUCAAAGGUCAAGGACACCUUUGAUGGCAAGCUGCCCUUCCUCUUCAAAGUGCUCUCGGUUGAAACAGCCCUCUCCAUCCAGGCACACCCUAACAAGGAAUUGGCAGAGAAGCUCCACCUCCAGGCUCCACAGCACUACCCUGAUGCCAACCAUAAGCCAGAGAUGGCCAUUGCCCUCACCUCCUUUCAGGGCUUAUGUGGCUUCCGGCCAGUUGAGGAAAUUGUGACCUUUCUGACAAAAGUGCCUGAGUUCCAGUUCCUAGUUGGAGAUAACGCAACAACCCAGCUAAAGCAGAGCCUGAGCCGCGACUCCCAGGCCAUGGCCUCUGCUCUGCAGAGCGGCUUCUCCCACCUGAUGGAGAGCAAGAAGCAGCUGGUGGUGGAGCAGCUCAACCUGCUGGUGAAGCGGAUCUCCCAGCAAGUGGCUGCAGGAAACAAUGUGGAAGACAUCUGUGGGGAGCUCUUACUGCAGCUGCACCAGCAGUAUCCAGGUGAUAUUGGAUGCUUUGCCAUCUACUUCCUGAACCUGCUUACCCUGAAGCCAGGGGAAGCCAUGUUUCUUGAGGCCAAUGUGCCCCAUGCCUACCUGAAAGGAGACUGUGUGGAGUGCAUGGCGUGUUCAGACAACACAGUACGUGCUGGCCUGACAUCAAAGUUCAUCGAUGUGCCAACUCUGUGUGAAAUGCUCAGCUAUACCCCCAGCCCCAGCAAGGACAGGCUCUUUCCUCCAAAACGGAGUCAGGAAGACCCCUACCUUUCUCUCUAUGCACCCCCUGUACCAGACUUUGCUGUUAUGAAGAUGGAGGUCCCUGGUUCAGUCACUGAGUAUAAAGUCUCAGCAGUGGACUCCGCCAGCAUCCUUUUAAUGGUGCAGGGUACAGUGACAGCCAGCACUCCCACAGCCCAGGCAGUAAUCCCCCUGCAGCGUGGUGGGGUGCUCUUCAUUGGGGCCAAUGAGAGUGUCUCACUGAAGCUCACUGUGCCCGAGGACCUGCUGAUAUUUCGUGCUUGCUGCCUGUUGUAGAGGCCAUAGCCAUCCUGGCUCUCCUGCCCAGUCAUCCCAAAUCCUGGCCACUUUUAACUCCUCAGGCCCAGCCCUGAGUACUUCCUCGGAGAGCUGGUAUAGAGCAGUGAGCUCCUGAGCAAGCCUAGGCUGAACCAUCUUCCUGGGAGGAGAGGCCCAUGUGAGGAGUAAGGGCCAAUACUCCAUUUGUAUUCUCACCACACCUGACACAAAUUCAAUGCAGGAUAGAGCAGCUAUUUUACCUACAGGAUUAGACAAGUUGGUGAAAUCUAUAGUUAGCUCAAUAUCCGUUACAGCAAAAGGGUAGUAACUAAUUUCUAAGAACAGGGUUCUGGCCCUGGGAGUGCCCCUUUCUUCAGUGGCAGAGGAGUGAAAGGUUAGGCCUGUGGGCCAGUAUUGUUCCUCGUCACCCUCUUGCUUUGUCAAAGCAAUUAAAAGAUCACUUGUGUUGAGGCACUGAAUCUUUGGUAUUUCUGUCUCUGAGGUGGGUAGGCUGGGCUCUACAGCACUUUUAUAGGAAGGUGUGGCCAGCUUCAGCCUCAGAUGCAGAGCUUAUAGGCAGGCCUUGGGCCCUUCAGCCUUGCAGACAGUGGAAAGUGGGUAUAAAAGAGCAAGAUUCUUAAGGAUUUGCGCUGGCCUUUGGGCUGAGAUGAGCUUGCCAAAAGCAGCAGGCUGUUUGGCCACACCUACUCAUGUACAUACUCCCUUGCUGCUCUCAGGUUACAAAGUUGAGUAGAUACAUCAAACCGUAUAGCCUGCAAAGUACUGACUGGCCCCUCACAGACAGUUUGUUAGCCACUUCUCCGGAGCACAGUCAUUAUAGAUCCAGGGACAAGAUAAUACAAUUCGUCUUGUAAAAGAGCAACCUAGGUACUUUUUCUAAACUGGCAGGAAGUACCUAGGAGGGCACAUAACUUUCCCUGUGCCUACCAUCUCAGGGGGACACACUUCUGCAGGAGGCUGCACGGCUGUUUUGCCACUGAAGAUUCUGACCAACAGUCUUAGAGCUUAUCACCCCGGGCUAAGCAGAAACCCAGGCUAUUGGCUCCUUCCUGUGGAUAAGGGUUUGGACUCUCACAAAAGGAUCUUUCUGGGCUAUUGCCCACACUAGACUCCCUGUUCAAGCGAAUUCUAGGAAACUACUUUCAAAAAAAGUUCUGGUCAAUCUGUUCUGGGUUUUCUUGGCCCCCAAAUGUCCUUGGCUUAAGAAAAAAAUAAAAAA
This is a messenger RNA of Eptesicus fuscus (big brown bat), 2627 nucleotides long. It is a transcript of the gene MPI, whose product is annotated as mannose phosphate isomerase. NCBI's taxonomy places the organism in Eukaryota, Metazoa, Chordata, Mammalia, Chiroptera, Vespertilionidae. Gene Ontology annotation, cellular component: cytosol. The coding region runs from base 194 to 1405 and encodes 403 amino acids. The record is from RefSeq and is a predicted model, not a curated record. Gene Ontology annotation, molecular function: zinc ion binding; mannose-6-phosphate isomerase activity. Gene Ontology annotation, biological process: carbohydrate metabolic process; GDP-mannose biosynthetic process. The transcript has 8 exons.